Molecule: messenger RNA, 4868 nt
Organism: Hippoglossus stenolepis (Pacific halibut)
Lineage: Eukaryota; Metazoa; Chordata; Actinopteri; Pleuronectiformes; Pleuronectidae
Gene: tubgcp3
Product: tubulin, gamma complex associated protein 3
Exons: 23
Coding region: 107-2854 (915 amino acids)
Biological process (GO): mitotic cell cycle; cytoplasmic microtubule organization; meiotic cell cycle
Cellular component (GO): gamma-tubulin small complex; equatorial microtubule organizing center; centrosome
Molecular function (GO): gamma-tubulin binding; microtubule minus-end binding
Source: RefSeq, a predicted model, not a curated record
GUCAAAAUGGCGCAGCUCUUAGUGGGAGUCUGGAGUUAGUUCUCAUCAUCCAGAGACAUUAAAUAAACCCCCGGGCCUCACACGGAGCGUUAGCCGCGUUAGCAGCAUGGCGACCCUGGACCAGAAAUCGCCCAACGUGCUUCUCCAGAGCCUCUGCUGCAGGAUCACGGGGAAAAGCGAAGCUGAAGUCGCCCACCAGUUCCAGUAUGCAGUGCGAGUCAUCGGCAGUAACUACGCCCCCACCAUUGAGCGGGAUGAGUUCCUGGUUUCGGAGAAGAUCAAGAAAGAACUGCUGAGACAGAGGAGAGAAGCCGACGCUGCUUUGUUCUCUGAGCUGCACAGAAAACUUCAGACACAGGGCGUUCUGAAGCAUCGCUGGUCUGUUCUCUACCUGCUGCUCAGCCUCUCUGAGGACCCUCGUAAGCCAUCCGGCAGGGUCGGCAACUAUGGGGCGCUGUUUGCCCAGGCCCUCCCCAGGGACGCCCACUCCACGCCGUUCUACUGCACCCGGCCACAGAGCCUGGCCCUGGGCUACGGGGAGAGAAGCGGCGUGCUGACGGCCAGUGUCGGCACCAGUGGAAUCUCCAGUCUGGGAGUCUACACGCUGAACGGACCCACGCCGACGCCACAGUCACUACUGGCCGGUCAACCUCCUCAAUCUGCAGCUGCAGCCGUUCAGCCUCUGGGCUCUCGACUGGCCUGGACUCUUCCCAUGAGCUCCUCCCCCUCCGCUCUGACCCUGCCCACCACCCGGCCAGCUCUCGGACCUCAGGCUCCCUCCACACGUGUGGUCCGAACUCGCCGAGACGGUGACACAGGGGAGGUCAGCGAGGCGGCGCUGGUGCGGGACAUCCUCUACGUCUUCCAGGGCAUCGACGGCAAGUUCAUCAAAUUGAGCGCCCAGGAGAACUGCUACAAAAUAGACAGCAAGGUGGUGCUGCACAAGUCCCUGAGGGACACCUGCAGCAGACUGGCGGAGCUCGGCUGGCUCCACAACAAAGUCAUGAAGUUCACCGACGCCAGAAGCGUCGACCGGGCCUUUGGGCUGGUCGGACAGAGCUUCUGUGCAGCGCUCCACCAGGAGCUGAAGGAAUAUUACAGGCUGCUGUCUGUCCUCCAUUCUCAGCUGCAGGUGGAGGACGAACAAGGUGUGAUCGUGUGCACAGAGAACAGCCUGACCCUCAGGAGGCUGCUGGUUUGGAUGUACGACCCCAGAGUUCGGCUCAAAACACUGGCCGCCCUCGUCGACUACUGCCAAGGUCGAAAGGGAGGAGAGCUGGCUUCAGCUGUCCACGCCUACGGGAAAACGGGCGACCCGCAGAUGAGAGCGCUGGUUCAACACAUCCUCAGCCUGGUGUCAAACCCUAUCCUCAACUUCCUCUACAGGUGGAUCUAUGAUGGAGAGCUGGAAGAUACGUACCACGAGUUCUUUGUAGCAUCUGAUCCCAACGUGAAGGCCGAUCGUCUGUGGCACGACAAGUACUCCCUCAGGAAGUGUAUGAUCCCCUCGUUCAUCACUAUGGACCAGGCCCGCAAGGUUCUGCUGAUCGGUAAAUCCAUCAACUUCCUGCACCAGGUUUGUCAUGACAGAACGCCGCCGGGCAAAAUCACAGCAGCGUCCAAGUCUGCAGACACGCCGAAAGAUGCUGCAGAGCUGCUGUCGGACCUGGAGGGGGCGUUUCAGGAGAAGAUCGACGCCGCCUACUUCGACACCAGCAAAUACCUGCUGGACGUUCUCAAUCAAAACUACCUGCUGCUGGAGCACCUGCAGGCCAUGAGGAGAUACCUGCUGCUGGGCCAGGGAGACUUCAUCAGACACCUCAUGGACCUACUAAAACCGGAGUUGGUGCGUCCUGCCACCACGUUGUACCAACACAACCUGACUGGUAUCUUAGAAACGGCCGUCAGAGCCACUAACGCCCAGUUUGACAACGCAGAGAUCCUCAAGAGGCUCGACGUGCGUCUGCUGGAGGUGUCUUCGGGCGACACAGGCUGGGAUGUUUUCAGCCUGGACUACCACGUGGAGGGACCCAUUGCCACGUUGUUUACAAGGGAUUGUAUGGGCCACUACCUGCGCGUGUUUAACUUCUUGUGGAGGGCCAAGAGGAUGGAGUACACGCUGACCGACAUCUGGAAGGGACAGAUGUGUAAUGCCAAGCUCCUCAAAACCAUGCCUGAGUUGAACGGCGCGCUGCACCAGUGUCACAUCCUGGCCUCGGAGAUGGUCCACUUCAUCCACCAAAUGCAGUACUACAUCACCUUUGAGGUGCUGGAAUGCUGCUGGGACGAGCUGUGGAACAAGGUGCAGCAGGCUCAGGACCUCGACCACAUCAUCGCCGCCCACGAAGUCUUCCUGGACUCCAUCAUCUCAAGAUGCCUGCUGGACAACAACAGCAGGUCUCUUUUGAACCAGCUGAGGUCCAUAUUUGACCAGAUCAUUGAGUUUCAGAGAGUGCAGGACUCCCUCUACCGCUCUGCACUGGAGGAGCUCACCCUACGGCUGCAGUAUGAGGAGAGGAAGAAGCAGAGAGAAGCAGAGGGUCAGUGGGGAGUGACGGCCGAGCAGGAAACGGAGGAGAAGCGGAGGAUUCAGGAGUUCCAGGACACCAUACCAAAGAUGCGCUCCCAGUUCCGCAUUCUCACAGACUGCUACCAGGGCAGCGUCCAGCAGUUCCUGGUGUUGCUGAUGACGAGCACAGAUGAGAGUCUGCGGUUCCUCAGCUUCAGACUGGACUUCAACGAGCACUAUAGGUUUGCACAACAACAGGGCCAGAGAGCCGAGGCUGCGAGCUUCACUCGGCACCAACCGAGGGCGACGACUGUCAAAUAUCUGACAGGGAGACAACGGCAUUGACAGGCAACCCAGCCAGUGGAGCAUUGGGUCAUGACAUCGCGGAGAUGGGCCAACCAGCAGACUUUCGGCGCUUCAUAUCCAGAUGAUGUCAUACCUUGGAGGAGCCCUGAGCGUUCCUGGCAUUGCAGCAGCGAUGGCAGUUGCCAAGUGAUGACAUCACAGCAGUCGGCUGAGUGGGAUCACAAACGAAUAAAGUCAAGUAAAUUAAAGUUAUCAGAGCUUGUCGUGACGUGCAGAGUAAACACCCUAAACAGACGGCGGCGUGUGACAGGAAGUCGCAGUACAUGGCAUGCCUUAUUCAUGAGGGAAAAUCUUUUUCUCUCAGCGUGUUUGCCAAAAUCUAGUCCCAACACACAUAAUGUAUGUACAUAAUUUAUGCAAAAAUGUAUGUAUGUGUGUGUAUCUAUAAAUGCAGUGUGUCUGUGUUGCAUUUCCUCACUAGGGUUUGACAGAUAUGGGUCAGAUAUUGAUAUUUUUUCAAUUUUCUAUCUGUAGCAGUUAAUAAAACGAUAAAUUGGGGUUAUUUUAUUCCACAACAGAAAGUUUUUCUGCUUUUUAGCUUUUACAGCAUGAGGCACUGAAGCUGUAUGGACCGGCAGAAAUCGUCAGCAUAUAGAAUAUUUAAUAUUUAUAGUCAGUGUUGGUCCCUCACUAUCUGUCUAACCCUAGUUCACCAGUCUCCUUAAAAUCCAGGUUUUUUUAGAAAUCAGGUCGGCUGUCCAGUCAUGAUCAUACAGAGGAUUUCUACUUACACACACAGGAAGAGAAAACAGCUCGUGCAGACAUAGCGCCCCCUUGUUGUCGACUUUGUUUACAUCCUAUAAUUGAAGUGUGUGUGGUUAGAUUUGUAGGACAUAGGAAACAGAAUCUGUUGCCUGAGCAGCGAGAUGUUACCUGGACUGAACUGACCGAUGUGAAGAAUGUCAUUUAGGGUUUAUGGAGUAUUUAGGCGUGGUUCCCCUCAGCUUGUGCUGCAGGAGACGGAGCAUGUUCAAGAAAACAAUCCUCACAACAACCACAACAACCUCACUUCUUUCUCACCGCAUAAAAAAAAAAAGCAAACAGCGUUAAAUAUUCUGACAUUUCCGUUUCUUUAAAUAUUGUAAAUAUUUCAAAAACCAGAGUCCGAGUUUAAAGACUUUAAUGGCUAUAAAUGUUAACAUGGGCCAUUUAUUUUAUGAAACAAGAGAAGAAAACAGUAUUGUUGUAUUAUUCUUCUGUUAUGUUUUACACUUACAAUCCUAGAAGAGUGAGGUGAAAGUUCUUACCAUUGCUUUGGCUCAAUAAUCACCAGGGCCUUAAUCGCUGUGGUACAACAUGACUAUUUGCUGGAUUUCCUUUUUUAACCACCAUUCAAAUGCGUUUUGCUGUAGAAAAAGGCAGAAAUUGUAAGUUGAGGUAGCGAGUAGCAGUUUAACUGUGGAGUUAUACAGUCACUUCUGUAUGAACAGCUGUGAGCGGUGGUCUCACCCCAUUGGAGCUAUGAUCCUGGGCCAGGGAACAGAUGUUUCUAAAAAACAAAAAAUAGAAUAAAAAAGAUCAGACAUUGCACUUGCAUUUCAAAGGAUGUGAUUCAUUUAUUAAAUAAUCAAACCUCCUGUUCCAAUCUGGUCUAUUAGAUCUCACCGUUAAAAUCUACAUUAAACUACAUAGUAACCAAGCAGAUGAUGUUAAACUUAGGGGUGUUUUUGAGUUUUAAGUUGAGUUUGUGUUUUUCGGAAAAAAACAUGUUAGGUUCUUGGGGAAAUGUUUACUUCUGCACAUUUACCAACAUUUCAGUUUUGGCCCCAGGUUUGAUUUGACAUUUUAUUUUUUUUAUUGUCAUUGGAAUAAAUGGGUGCUGCAUAGGGUCUGUGGACCAGCCCGCUGCUUUCUGACAAUGACUUUCCUUCAUAUGAGUGUAAAGAAAAUAAACUCCUGCACCGUCUGUCCGCUGCAUUGUAUAGCACAUAAUGUAUAGAAUAUAGGGAAGCAAAGCAUCCCACUUCUUUAAUAAAAUGUUUUUUCAUAUAUA